Tricharina praecox is the source of this 1295-nucleotide messenger RNA. RefSeq lists its product as uncharacterized. The coding region runs from base 274 to 1263 and encodes 329 amino acids. The record is from RefSeq and is a predicted model, not a curated record. Lineage: Eukaryota; Fungi; Ascomycota; Pezizomycetes; Pezizales; Pyronemataceae. The transcript has a single exon.
AUGGGAUGGGAUGGGAUGGGAUGGGGAUCGCGGCGGUGAAGACUGACUAACGGUUGACCUCGGCCAUCAGUGGAGACAUCGUGCCCGCUGCAGUGUGUUUAUAUGUACGCCAUCACGAAUCAAGCCCUUGAUUGGCUGCAAAGCCGGAUGCACGCCAAGGUCCCCACAUUCUUGCCUUGAUAUGUAUCCGCGCGGGUUGCCGCUACAUACUACCGCUUGAUCAUGGCUUCCCCGCACUAGGCACUCGACAAAGUCACCCCGCGCAUCGAUAAUAUGAAUAGACUCUCAAACGAUCUCCUGCUCGACAUCAUGGAUUUACUUGACCCGCCUCGUCGAUUCGCCUCCAUCAAGGACGUCGCACACGGCCCGCCAGCACUCAAGAGUUUCUCCCUCUGUUCUCGACGCCUCCAUGCCCUCUGUCGUCGUAAACUCUACAGCUCUAUCCGCCUCUUCCUCCGCCAGGGCGCCGCCUCGCGCUUGAUUGAUCAUGUUGUCAAUGCUCUCUCAUCGCAGGGCAUCAUUCCCGACCGAAUGGCGAUCUGUUUCGGCAGAGACUGGAACGAAGGCGGAGUGGCAAUGGAGCUCAGGAAGCUACUCUGCGAGCUCCAGGUGAAGUCACUCUCGCUGCACCAGUCGUGCUGUAAUGAGAGCAUAGCGGAGGAGCACGAUGAUUGGCCUUACGCGCUCGAGCAUAUCUCGUCUCUGCGAAUCGAGAUGCAGAAUGGAAGCGGGAAUAUUGAGAUGCUACUGCGCCCAAAAUGUUCGGCUCGGUACCUCGAAAUCGACGACCUUUCCGGGAACCCCGAAACCGACGACUUUUCAAGGUACGCCCGACCGGUUGCGCCCAAAUUGCUGGGAGCCGCUGUGCUGAAUCCGGCCAUGUUUCCACACCUCGAGCGGAUGAGCUACAUCGUUUCGCCGCGGCCCAAUUGUCACCUGCAUCCAAUGCACUUCGUGGACCGCUUACCGCUACUACAUAGGUUAGUAUUGGAAAUCGAGCUGACCAGGCAUAAGCGUGAGUGCGUCUCUGGGAGGGAAUGGACCUACAUGGGGAUUCGGAAGGCGUAUGAUGGGUUUGCACGAGAGGCGGACUUCAUGGAAGGGCCAGCGAUGUUGGUGAUUAGGGACGUCGGAGGAUGGUGGGAUGAUGACUGGUCCUGGCCGUCGACGUCUAUGGUGGAGACAGACACUCGGGUGUAUAGGAAGAUUAACCCGGCAUGUGAUGGGAAGCAACCGUAUCUGCCAAUUGGGGAUGAGAAGUAGAUUCGCAAACAGAGCCUUUGUAGUAUGGAGGG